This is a messenger RNA of Mollisia scopiformis, 690 nucleotides long. RefSeq lists its product as uncharacterized. The record is from RefSeq and is a predicted model, not a curated record. Gene Ontology annotation, biological process: regulation of transcription by RNA polymerase II. Bases 99 to 413 code for a protein of 104 amino acids. The transcript is spliced from 2 exons. Lineage: Eukaryota; Fungi; Ascomycota; Leotiomycetes; Helotiales; Mollisiaceae. Gene Ontology annotation, molecular function: RNA polymerase II cis-regulatory region sequence-specific DNA binding; protein dimerization activity; DNA-binding transcription factor activity, RNA polymerase II-specific.
CCGAAACCGAGGACAAUAAACUAGCCCCUCGUGCAAUGUCCUUUGGGUGAAAAGGAGGUACCAGAUGAUGAUACGUGAACCUCAUGCCAUCGUCCAGAAUGUCGACUUCUCCUACUCGUGAGGGUUCUGCCAAUGCCGGCUCGUCGAAUGGUUUGGAGGAGAAACCAAGGCUCUCGGAGCAUGAGAAGAAAGCGAAUCAUAUUGCCUCUGAACAGAAACGCAGACAAGCAAUCCGCGAAGGCUUUGACCGGCUCACCGAAUUAGUACCCGGCUUAGAAGGUCAAGGACGAAGUGAAAGCGUGGUUCUGAAGAAAACAGUUGACUACAUGCGACUACAACUAGCAGAAAGAAGGAGAUUGGUUGGCAGGAUUGAGGAACUGGGAGGUCAAGUGGAGGAUGGAAUGAGGCGAUGAAUUGCUAUGUGGACGAAACAUACUGCUUGCUGAGAUGCGCGGAAGCUACAUUUACCGUGCAUUGUAUACAAUUCGAGGCUGAGGAAUAUUCGAGGGCGUUACGGUCAGCUGGGCAAAAUGGUUGAUACCACGAAUUGCGAAUUGGAAGCGUCAUCAAAUGCACGAAGUUAUUACAUUCUAAGAAGUUACAUGUGAGGUCUUGGUAUAUUCAUACAUAUAAUAUCAUUCCUUCAGAGGAGGUUGGCCUUCAUAUGGGCUAUCAUAGAAGUAGCUCUUC